AUGCAAGAUCUGCAGAUGGAACGUAUAUGCAAGAUCUACGUACUCUUGAUGAGAGACUAUACUCCACAAAAAGGCACCCAUGUUUGUAUCAGCCCGAGGGUUGAGACUUGCUUUGGAAACAAUCGUUACCUGUUUGGACCUGCCACAGGGAUCAGCUUUGCACAUACUCUGCCUAUGAUGAAGUUGCUCUUUUCUUGGCGCUGUCUGGCCAACGUAAUGCAUGGGGCGACUUUCCCCGUUUAUGAUUGGCAGAAGUUCCUGACGCAUCCUUUUGCAGACUUCUUCUCCUUGCCAUGGGAGGAGUUUGUCUUGGAGCACAAUCGACACCACGCAAGCACUGUGGACCUGUUGAUCCAGGGGGAGUUUGGUUGGGAUCCAGAGGAGUUCCACUAUGCCUUGCAGCAGUGGGCAGGGCCUUUCAGCACAAAUUGGUACAAGUACAUCCUUACAGUCCCAUGGUUCCUUUUCUUUUUUUGGCAACGUUUUUGGCCCUAG
Messenger RNA from Durusdinium trenchii, 495 nucleotides. The record is from the annotation of a GenBank genome assembly. NCBI's taxonomy places the organism in Eukaryota, Dinophyceae, Suessiales, Symbiodiniaceae.